This is a messenger RNA of Papaver somniferum (opium poppy), 3814 nucleotides long. Its product is annotated as protein TPR1-like. The transcript is spliced from 26 exons. Gene Ontology annotation, molecular function: protein binding. The coding region runs from base 245 to 3634 and encodes 1129 amino acids. The record is from RefSeq and is a predicted model, not a curated record. Gene Ontology annotation, biological process: regulation of DNA-templated transcription. NCBI's taxonomy places the organism in Eukaryota, Viridiplantae, Streptophyta, Magnoliopsida, Ranunculales, Papaveraceae.
UCAUCUAUCUUUUUUUCUCUUCUCCUCCCUCCGCAGCUUUUUAAUUUCUUCAGCUGAAAAUGGAAACUGAAACCCUAGAAUAUUUUCUUCUUAAACACGAGUCUUAAUUUUUGUAACCUCCUUGAAUUAGAAAUUUACACACCACCAAUUAUAUCAAAUCUUUUAUCUCAUAUUUUCAAGGUUUCGAGCCAGAUUUCUCUUAAUUCCCUGAAAUCGAAUUCAAAUUUCAGCUAAAUUUAGUAAUAUGUCAUCUUUAAGUAGAGAAUUGGUGUUUCUGAUACUUCAAUUCCUUGAUGAAGAGAAAUUCAAGGAAUCUGUUCACAGGCUUGAACAAGAAUCAGGCUUUUACUUUAACAUGAAAUAUUUUGAAGAGAAAGCUCAUGCAGGAGAAUGGGAUGAAGUUGAAAAAUAUCUAUCUGGUUUUACAAAAGUUGAUGAUAAUAGAUACUCCAUGAAAAUUUUCUUUGAGAUCAGAAAACAAAAGUAUCUGGAAGCUUUAGACAGUCAAGACAGAUCAAAGGCUGUCGAGAUAUUAGUCAAGGAUUUGAAAGUGUUUUCAACAUUCAAUGAAGAGUUAUUCAAGGAAAUUACACAAUUAUUAACACUUGAAAAUUUCAGAGAAAAUGAACAACUGUCCAAGUAUGGUGAUACUAAAUCAGCUCGAGGUAUAAUGCUUAUGGAGUUAAAAAAGUUGAUUGAAGCGAAUCCUCUGUUUCGGGAUAAAUUGGUUUUUCCUACUCUAAAGACAUCUAGAUUGCGUACUUUAAUCAACCAGAGUUUGAAUUGGCAGCACCAGCUAUGUAAGAAUCCAAGGCAGAAUCCAGACAUUAAGACCUUAUUCUCAGACCACUCUUGUACGCCUCCUAAUGGAGCUCGAGCACCUAUUCCAGUAACUCAUCCAAUGGUAACCGUUGGAAAACCUGCUCUAUACACACCUCUCACUCAUGGACCAUUUCCACCAAAUGCAGCAGCUUCCAAUGCUAAUGCCAAUGCAUUGACCGGUUGGCUGACAAACUCAACUUCUCCCUCACUAGUUCAGUCUGCAGUUGUUGCUCCUUCAUCAGUACCUAUUCCUCCAAACCAAGUUCCGAUUCUGAAGCGUCCAAGAACACCUCCAGAUGCUUUAGGUAUGGUGGGCAACCAAGGGGUUGAUCACGAACAGCUAAUGAAACGGCUAAGAUCCUCCGGACAUCCUGUUGAUGAGGUCACUUAUCCAGCACCACUUGCACAACCUUCAUGGUCUCCAGAUGAUCUCCCAAGAACAGUGGCUAGUAACCUUCAUCAAGGAUCGGAUGUCACCACCAUGGAUUUCCAUCCUUCUCAGCAAACAUUGCUACUUGUUGGUUCUGCUAAUGGCGAAAUCACAUUAUGGGAAAUCGGGAUGAGAGAGAAGUUGAUAACAAAGCCUUUCCAUAUAUGGAACAUGACAUCUUGUUCGUUGCAAUUUCAGUCUUCUUUUGCCAAGGAUUCAUCAGUAUCUAUCAAUCGAGUAGCAUGGAGUCCAGAUGGAAACUUGAUGGGAAUUGCAUUUACCAAACAUUUGAUUCAUGUAUACGCAUAUCAGGGUCCCAAUGAGCUCCGCCAACAUGUGGAGGUUGAUGCUCAUGCUGGUAAAGUAAAUGAUUUAGCAUUCUGUCACCCAAACAAACAGCUAUGCAUGGUAACGUGUGGAGAUGAUAAACUGAUCAAGGUAUGGGAUAUGACUGGGCGGAAGCUUUAUAACUUUGAAGGCCAUGAAGCACCCAUUUAUUCUGUAUGUCCCCAUCACAAGGAGAAUAUUCAGUUCAUAUUUUCAACGGCUACCGAUGGGAAGAUUAAGGCAUGGUUGUAUGACAACAUGGGUUCCAGAGUUGACUAUGAAGCUCCUGGACGUUGGUGUACUACAAUGCUUUAUAGUGCUGAUGGGAGUAGGUUAUUCUCUUGCGGCACUAGCAAAGAAGGAGAUUCUCACCUGGUUGAGUGGAAUGAGAGUGAAGGAGCAAUAAAGAGAACAUAUGCUGGUUUCAGAAAGAACUCACCUGGUGUGGUUCAAUUUGACACAACACAGAAUCGUUUCCUGGCCGCUGGUGAAGAUAAGCAGAUCAAAUUCUGGGAGAUGGACCAUUUAAACGUUCUUGCGAGCACGGAUGCUGGCGGUGGACUUCCUAGUCUUCCUCGAUUGAGAUUCAACAAGGAAGGCAACCUUCUUGCCGUCACUACAGCAGAAAAAGGAAUCAAAAUUCUUGCGAACACCCAAGGCCUAAAAUCUCUGAAAGCAAUUGAAAGCCGAUCGUUUGAAUCAUUGAGAUCAUCAAUUGAACCUGCUACGCCUAAGGUUAGCGCUGCUGCUGCUCCCAUUACCCAAGUGGAACCCAUGGAUCGAAGUUCUCCUAUUCCUAAUGGUGCUGAGCCAACACCUAGAAGUAUUGAAAAUCUUAGAGCUGCGGAAGAUGUACCUGACAAAGUCAAACCCUGGGAAUUGGCUGAACUUGUCAAUCCUGUUCAAUGUCGAGCCGUUUUGAUGCCAGAUAGUGCAGACUCCGUGAGCAAGGCUGCCCGACUUCUUUAUACAAAUUCUGGUGGCGGGGUUUUGGCACUUGGGUCCAAUGGUAUUCAAAGAUUAUGGAAGUGGGGCAAAAGUGAACAGAAUCCAAGUGGCAAGGCAACCACCAGUAUUGUUCCACAACACUGGCAACCAAACAAUGGUCUUCUUAUGACCAAUGAUAUCUCAGGUGUCAACCUUGAAGAAGCAGUUCCAUGCAUAGCUCUCUCAAAGAAUGAUUCAUAUGUAAUGUCCGCAACCGGUGGAAAGAUUUCAUUAUUUAACAUGAUGACUUUCAAGGUAAUGACAACAUUUAUGCCACCUCCACCGGCUUCAACAUACUUAGCAUUUCAUCCACAAGAUAACAACAUCAUAGCCAUCGGAAUGGAAGAUUCAACCAUACAAAUUUACAAUGUCAGGGUGGAUGAGGUAAAUAUUAAAUUGAGGGGUCAUCAAAAGCAUAUAACUGGUUUAGCAUUUUCGUCCAACCUCAACAUCCUGGUAUCUUCAGGUGCCGAUGGUCAGCUUUUCAUAUGGAACACUGACCCAUGGGAGAAGAAAAAAUCGGUUACAGUUCAACAUCCAGCUGGAAAGGUGCCUGUUGGCGAUACUAGAGUUCAGUUUCACAGCGACCAAGUACGCCUGUUAGUAUGCCAUGAAACACAAUUAGCCUUAUAUGAUGCUUCCAAGGUGGAAUGCAUUCGACAGUGGGUCCCGCAGGAUGUAUUGCACGCAUCCAUAACCUAUGCAGCGUACUCCUGCAACAGCUUACUGAUUUAUGCUUCUUUCCUUGAUGGUAACAUCGGUAUUUUCGAUGCCGAUAACCUCAAAUUAAGAUGUCGUGUUGCCCCAUCUGCUUACAUGCCUAAGGCACAGAAUCCACAAGCAUACCCACUUGUGGUUGCGGCGCAUCCGCAUGAGCCAAACCAGUUCGCGGUUGGAUUAAGUGAUGGAUCUAUUCAAGUUGUAGAGCCCUCAGAUUCAGAUAGUAAGUGGGGUGUGUCAGCACCAUCUGAUAAUGGAACAACAUCGACGCCAAACGGUAGUAGGGCAGUAGCAGCUGUAUCUGGCACUAGCAAUCCAGCUACUAGUGAGCACCACAACCAAAGAUGAGACUUAAUUUUUGAUUUUUUUUUUUUUUUUUUUUUUUUUUAAUAUCUCAAUUUGAAAUCUACAUGCUGUAAGAUAAUAGGUUUAGGCUUUCAUUUUGGGUCUUUGAAGAACUAAUUGUAGUCUUAUUACAGAAGAAAAAUGGUUAAAGAAAAAACAAAAAUGCUUUUAUACAUGUUGGUA